UAGGAGAGAGAGAGUCAGCAACAGAGAGAGAGAGCCAUUGACAUGGACAUGGGGAGUCAUAUGACCGGCGUCUCAUUCCAGAGAUAGUGACGGACAGAGCACUCACUCUGUCCUCCCUUCUAAUAUUACACCAGAGCGGCAGAGUGUGCGGAGGAUGUGUCGCAACAUCAUCAGAGGACUCUGAAAAGAUUUGUUUUGGAUAUCGUCUAUAAGUAUUAUCACUAAGGGACAUAACAAUAUAUCACAGCUGAGCUACAAUGCCUGAGGAAAAAGUGUCCUCUCCUCAACAGCCUUGUUAAAGCCGAUCCAGCGUUAACCCUGUGUUUGUCUGCCCGGUUUCUAAAUGCGGGGCUGUAACUGUGUGGAGCAGGGAGCAGUGUGCUCUUCCGUCACAAUGUGACGAAACUUGUAAAGUUUGGAAGGAAGGAAGCACAGGCGGCACACCCAGAAGGACACACGGGGGCCAUGUGCUUCCACAUGUUGUUUCGCAUGCACGCAUGGAUGAAUACACACGAAAAGUGUUUCAUCAGCAGGCUGUCCACAGCCCUCUGGAGCAGCAGAAGCAGAAGCAGAAGGGCGGAGGGGGAGGGGGACCUAUCCCCUGUCAGAACUGUGGGAAGCCCUGCAAAGGGGAGGCACUCAGAGUUCAGAACAAGCACUUCCACAUCAAAUGCUUUGUCUGUAAAGUGUGCGGUUGUGAGCUGGCCCAGGGAGGCUUCUUUGUGCGUCUGGGCGAAUACAUCUGUACUCUGGACUACCAGCGAAUGUACGGGACUCGCUGCUUCAGCUGCCAGGACUUCAUUGAGGGAGAAGUGGUGUCCGCCCUGGGCAAGACCUACCACCCUCGCUGCUUCGUCUGCGCCUCCUGCAGACAGCCAUUCCCGGCCGGAGACAGAGUGACAUUUAACGGAAAGGAGUGCAUCUGCCAAAAGUGUACCCAACCUCUCCCUGCCAACAGCCCUGCACCCAUACAGGCUGUCCACAAUUGCUGCGGCUGUGGGAAGGAGUUUAAGAAUGAACAGUCUCUUGUAGCACUGGACAAGCACUGGCACCUGGGCUGCUUCAAGUGUAAAGUCUGCAACAAGGUGCUCAAUGCCGAGUACAUCAGCAAGGAUGGCAUCCCCUUCUGCGAGAUGGACUACCACGCCAUGUUCGGCAUCCAGUGCGAGAGCUGCAAGAAGUACAUCACUGGAAAAGUCCUGGAGGCUGGGGAGAAGCAUUACCACCCCUCAUGUGCCCGCUGUGUUCGCUGUGAGCAGAUGUUUGCAGAGGGAGAAGAAAUGUACCUGCAAGGAUCUUCUAUCUGGCAUCCACCAUGCAGACAAGCUGCCAAGCAAGAGGAGAAGAGUAAGAAGCAGGUCCGGAUACAGCUCAGUGACAUCCCUGAGCAACAGGUGACCCGGACUUCAUCUGAGAGCAUCACCUCGGUCCCUGCAUCCAGCACCUCUGGCUCUCCCAGCCGAGUCAUCUAUGCCAAACUAGGAGAGGAGAUGCUGGACUACAAGGACCUGGCAGCUCUUCCAAAGACCAAGGCCAUCUAUAACAUAGACAGGCCUGACAUGCUGUCCUACUCUCCAUAUGUCAGCUACCCAUCAGAGGAAAGGCACUACGGAGAGUCCCCCCAGCUACUUUCUCCUACACCUACUGAGGGUGAUGGGUCACCCCGUCAGAGGAGGCCCUCUAGCCCCAGCUCCAACAGCUCCCUGGGGGGCUACGGACGUUACACCCCAUGCCGUUCCCCCCAAAACUACAGCCGACCAGGACAUUCAGGGCCAGAGUUAUACCUUGCUGGUAGAUUCAGCAGCCAGGCCUGUGACUCCGGUUCUCUUCCUAUGCACACAAGCCUCAUGGGUGGCAUUAAGUACCCUUCCACCGGGGCGAGGGACUCCCUCCCUGUGAACUUUUCUGGUGGGGCUAACGGGAGUGGCAGUGGUGGUGGCAAGUACUCACCGCCACCAGCAGGUGGCAGUGUAGGCUUGUCUUUACACCUAAAUCCCACCACCCUGGCCAUGCUGCAGCAGCACAACUACAUCCCAUACUUUAGAGGGUUCAAACAGGAACCCCUACCUGACCCUAAACCUAGGACAUCACUGCAUCUCAGUUUACCUCCUCCCAACGGUAGUGAAAGUGGUCGGAGUACCCCCACCUUAUCUACCUAUUCUGAUGGCAAAUCCCCCUCUUCUACAUACGUGGCUGCUCCCCGACAUUUCCACAUACCAGAGACUAUGGUCAAAGAUAAUAUCUAUAGAAAACCCCCCAUCUACAGACAGCAUGCUUCUAGAACAUCCUGGCAGGAUGGGGAGGAUAGCAAGAGGACCAGUUGGAUGAUUUUGAAGAGUGAGAUUGAUGGACAUAUGGGUCCAGAAGACCUGGACCCCUGCAAGUCCACUUGCAGUCUGCCCACUGACACCUCCCAGCCAAAUUUCCCCUACAAUAAGUCUGCAUCUUUACCCGGAUAUGGAAGGAACGGCAUCUACAAGGCUCCUGAAAUGGUGGAGGAUGAAGUUGACCCAGACUCCCAGAGCUGGGGAGGCAUGAGAGAGUACAAGGUCUACCCUUAUGAAAUGUUGGCAGUGACGCAUAGAGUGAAAGUGAAGCUUCCCAGAGACGUAGAUCGCACCAGACUGGAGAAACACCUAUCUCCUGAGGACUUCCAGCAGGUUUUCGGCAUGACCCUUGAGCAGUUCGACCGCCUGGCACUCUGGAAGAAGAACGACCUGAAGAAGAGGGCACGCCUUUUUUAGACAGACAAAAAAAAAAACACCACGCAUCUCAGCAACCAACCGUCCCGUCUGGAAAGGAAGCAGAAAAGAAAAACCCAUUUGAAAUAUCAAUAUAUGCACCGCCAUGAUACCCCUACUUUCCACGUGUAAAACACCAUGCCAUCUGCCUGUAACGCCACGAAAGGAGCUCUGUGUGGGAACAUUCUCACCUUGAGGCAGCGUCUAUAGCUUUUUGUAUGCGAUGUGGUCUGAAUGUUUUACUGAUAACCUCACGGUGGAGGACGAGGAGCUGCGUUUGCAUGGCCUGUGUUGAUCCUCCUUGCCUCCCAUGUGGUUUCUGCAUCCCCGCCGACUCCCACCCUCCACCACCCAUCCUGACGCUCUCAUACACCUUGGCAAAAAUGACAGCUUUUUCUAAUUCUUGCGUAGAUCGUCCCCCAGGUUUCUGUGGUUCUGACUGUUUUAUGUCCGCCUUCUUCUGACUCUGUCAGUCUUGACUUAUCUCUAAGUUUUUCCCUCCGCAGUGUGCUUGUUUUCACUUGGUGAGAUUUGAUCAUCUUGUCUGUGUACACACAUCAUCUGUUUGCUGCUCUGCCUUUUUUUCGCUCACUGCCUCGCCAUCAUUUUACGUUGUGGUCCCGGCACUGACUGGCUAUCAGGCAAGUUCAUUUUACACCUUCAAGACAGUAAAGAGAGUGACAGACUUGUAAACAUUCACUGUUCAAGCAUGCCAAUGCCAAAGGCAAGACUAAGAAACAACUUCAGCUUCUCUCUUUAUCUUCAUCUUAUCAUCGGGCUUCGUUUUCAUUUUCCCUUCAUGUUCUGUCAGAGAAGAGUGCAAAAACCUUGUCGGGUAGUUUUAAUGUGUGCCCUGAUUGCAGGAUGCAGGCCCAUAUCUUAAUUAAGCCUCUUGUAAAUCAGCGAGUAUAGCGACAGCCAGCGCUGGAAGGGGGCCACAACAUGGCAGUAAAUCACAGAUAGAAAGGGGAUAAAAAAAAAAAAAUUUAAAAAUGGAGGAGAAAACAUACAGUGCAGAAAGUUUCAGGGUAUAUAAAGGUGUCAAACAUUGCCACAGUGGCAUGAACUCGCAUAGAAAAAAGAUUAUUUUUAUAAGCUAUUUUUGACUUCUGGAAGGGAUCAUUACACCGGUCAUGAAACACAGCUGAGAUGAUUUUGUUAAAAGGAAGGGGGAAAAGAGGACAUGCCGACUUUGUUAAGCUUCACUGACCUGCAGCAGCACUUACACUGAACAAAUGAGGUCUUGCUUGAUUCAAAACUCAAUAAUAUAACUGUGUUAUAUCUCCUCAGAUAGAGAGCUAACUCUUUAUAUGUUUGUCAUUUUAAAGCAUUGUUGCAUCCAGUAAAUGCUACACAUGUAGAAGCUGAAGUCUGUCAGCUUUGCUUGAUUUAUCUGGACCAUAAAUGGAUCGGCUCGCCAACUAACAUACUGUAAAUUGUAUGUGAACAUGUACUGGACAUAUACCAGAUAUAUUUGUCUGUAUACAAUCCAUGGUGUAUAACUCUUCAAGGCAUGCAUGAGAAAGGGGGAAAAAAAUGGGAGUUUGUCCGCUGACCUCACAUUAGAAAUGUGUGAAAAAUCAUCAAUGUGGUUUGAGUGAUUGAUUAUUUUCUGGUUAAAUGACAUCAGAUGCCUGGGUCAGCUGCUUACGUUAGCUUGUGUUAUAUGUAUUUAUUUAAUUGCAAUGUUCAGGAAGGAAUUUUAUUUUUUAAAUUUUGAGGGUGUAGUGUCGAAUGAGUAGCAUCACCAAGCAGAACGCUUCUGAAGAGCAACACAUCAGAUUUUGAGUUUAAUUUUAAGAGUGUCAUAUCACUUUUGUUUGCUCCUGUAAGUAACACACUAACUUGUUGUCAUAAAGCAUCCUGUCCUCUUUCUAAUAUUCAUCUGCUAUUAAAGUGCUUUAUCCAAAAUUCA
Messenger RNA from Scophthalmus maximus (turbot), 4656 nucleotides. RefSeq names its product actin binding LIM protein family, member 2 (gene ablim2). Gene Ontology annotation, biological process: cytoskeleton organization; lamellipodium assembly. Gene Ontology annotation, cellular component: actin cytoskeleton. The transcript has 25 exons. The record is from RefSeq and is a predicted model, not a curated record. The coding region runs from base 498 to 2744 and encodes 748 amino acids. Gene Ontology annotation, molecular function: actin filament binding. Lineage: Eukaryota; Metazoa; Chordata; Actinopteri; Pleuronectiformes; Scophthalmidae.